Molecule: messenger RNA, 970 nt
Organism: Westerdykella ornata
Lineage: Eukaryota; Fungi; Ascomycota; Dothideomycetes; Pleosporales; Sporormiaceae
Product: Frataxin
Exons: 2
Coding region: 192-815 (207 amino acids)
Biological process (GO): intracellular iron ion homeostasis; iron incorporation into metallo-sulfur cluster
Cellular component (GO): mitochondrion
Molecular function (GO): ferrous iron binding; ferroxidase activity; ferric iron binding
Source: RefSeq, a predicted model, not a curated record
UGAGCCGAGGCUGGCCGGCAUUGUUGAAGACAAGAACGGCGUUUAUCAUGGCGGAUGUUUCGUACGGAUGGUCUGCAUGUGAGUGCUGGACGUGCCCUAGCAAGAGGACGUCACAGGCUUGGCCCUAGCUCCUCCCUCUCCACCUGGUAACUCAACCCUCGUUUCUCACAUCUCCAUCACAUACACGAACAAUGUCAGCGAAAUCAGUAUCUCGUCUAGGCUCGUCCGCCAUCCGUCGCUCAUUGCAGUCGAUACGACCUCAGAGCCGGCUCAAUGGUUUCACAUCCAGCGUAGCGAUCACCCGCAGAUUACAGCCGUUUCACCCAGGGCAGCGCGGUACAUACAGAGCCUUCCAUGCCUCUCGGAACCUGAAUACGCAUGUCCUUUCAGGUACCGAGGUUCCGAAGGAGAGCGAACCCUCAGAGCGCCCAACAGUUCCUACGGACAUCUCCAGCGCCGAAUACAACCAGCGCGCCGAUGAGUUCCUGGACGCUCUCCUCGCAAAGAUCGAACAAAUGCAGGAGACUCGCCCUGAGAUAGACGUAGAGUACUCGGCAGGAGUUAUGGAAAUCUCCCUGCAAGGCACCGGCACCUACGUCCUGAACAAGCAACCCCCGAACAAGCAGAUCUGGCUCAGCUCUCCUGUAUCCGGACCUAAACGGUAUGACUGGGUUGUCGUUGGCGAGGGACUGCACCAGAAGCAGGAUGCUGGCAAGGGUGAAUGGAUAUACCUGCGAGAUGGAACCUCCCUGACGGAGAUCAUCAGGAAGGAGCUUGGUGUGGACCUGGAUCUGGAUGAUGAAGCGCCGCAGUGAUUUUCCGAAGCGGGUUCGUAGGUAUUCUACUGUAUAAUUAUGGGGGUCAUAAAGGCGUUGGACAUGAUCUGUCUAGGCAGGGCAGGCAUGUCCCAAUCCACGGCGCGAUAUAGCACUUUUAUUGUCCCAAUAACAACAAUCAAAGACUCAUUGGU